Molecule: messenger RNA, 1310 nt
Organism: Phascolarctos cinereus (koala)
Lineage: Eukaryota; Metazoa; Chordata; Mammalia; Diprotodontia; Phascolarctidae
Gene: NPC2
Product: NPC intracellular cholesterol transporter 2
Biological process (GO): intracellular cholesterol transport; cholesterol efflux
Molecular function (GO): cholesterol binding
Source: RefSeq, a predicted model, not a curated record
ACCCGGGCCCCGCCCCAGAGGCUUUAUGUGGUGAAGGUCCGGCGCCCGCUCGGAGCGGCUCCCUCCGGCCCCCUCGCUCUUCCUCUGAGCGGCGAUGGCCUCCUCCUCCUCCUCCUCGUCCUCCGCGGCGGUGCUGCUGCUCCUUACCCUCGGGGUCGUCGCCCUGGCCGAGCCGGUUCACUUUCUGGACUGCGGCUCUGCAGUUGGAAAAGUUCAAGUGGUGGAAGUGAUCCCCUGCUCUGUUCAGCCCUGCAAAUUGCAUAAAGGAGAAUCCUACAGUGUCAAUGUCACCUUCACCAGUGAUGUCUGGUCUCAGAACACCACAGCUUCAGUACAUGGCAUCAUAUUGGGGGUCGAAAUACCUUUCCCUAUCCCUGAGCCUGACGGGUGUAAGAGUGGCAUUACCUGUCCCAUCGAAAAAGGCAGGACCUAUAACUACUUGAACAAACUGCCAGUGAAGAAUCAAUACCCCAAUAUGAAAUUGGUGGUGGAGUGGAAGCUUUUUGAUGACAAGUCAAAUCUUCUGUUCUGCUGGAAGAUCCCAAUAGAAAUUGUGUAAGCUGAUGAGCUACACUUCAGCAAUAUGUUUGUCUCAGGAUGAGGGGGGGGGGGGUGGGAGUUGGGUUAUUGGGAAGGGAUGGAACCUGAAACAAGCUCAGUGCCAUAAGAAGAAGGGGAUUUCCAGCGUGCUGCUUUAUACAUCCAGACCCCACUCCCUGCAAGAUCAAGAACCGUGCAGUUGCAGCAUGUGAGCCCAGAGGGUGCAAGUGUGGACUGUUGUCAGCAUUUUCUGCAGUUGGCAUGGGGAGGGCCCCAGAGGAGGCUGACCCUCAGGGAUGGCUGUUCUGAGAUGUCUAAGAAGUUGUCACUGGGUCAUGGGACUCAAUUUCCAAACUGUGGUGAUGCAGGGUAGAAUGUCAGAUCUCUAAGCUUUUCAACCUAAGUGCCUAAUUGUGAGUCUUAACAUUCCUGUCUAACAUCUUGUGUGACCACUCCCUCACCUCAGUUCCUAUGUCUGUCAGUGCUUGACUGUCAUCUGCCUCCUUCCACCACAGAGUUGCCGGGAGCUCUCUAUGGAUGAAUGGCUGUUGGUCUCAGUUGGUGUCAGUUGUUUCUGCUUUAAGUCUGCCUUAUGUAGCUUUUACUGAACAAAUGGAUGGUUUGGGGUUUUUUUUUUUUGUACCAGUUUGUGGUGAAUGCGCAGCAGCACAUAUCAGCUGAAUCUGUCUUUUUUUAACCUCGUGAACUUGCAAAUUCUUAAUGUACCUGGAAAUUCCUUUGAAUAAAGUCUUUAUGAAUUUUGCCUCUUC